AAAUUUUCAAAAUGGGGGUCUUGAAAUCGUUCCAACUCUUGGAAAUUAACAUCAUCUCCGCUCAAGAUUUGGAACCUAUGUCCAAGAAAAUGAAAACCUAUGCGACCGUGUGGGUCCACCCUACACGGAAGCUAACCACCGCGGUUGACAUAGAAGGAGGUAACAACCCAACAUGGAACGACAAAUUUGUGUUUCGUGUGGAUGAGGAGUUUCUCCGUCAAGAUACCUCAGCUGUACAAAUAGAAAUUCAUUGUGGCCAUUGGUUUAAGGAUUCUCUUGUGGGGUCCGUUCGCGUCCUUGUCGGAAACCUCAUCCCUCCUCCGUCUAGGACACACCAUAAUCAUCAUCCUCAUAAUUUUGGCAUGCGUUUUGUUGCACUUCAGGUACGUCGUCCAUCUGGGAGACCUCAAGGGAUAUUGAACAUUGGUGUUGCAUUACUAGAUAGUACCAUGAGAAGUAUGCCAUUGUACACUGAAUUAAACAAGUCAGCUGUUGGAUAUCGCGAUUUGAUGGAAGAAGAACAACUCCCUCAUCACCACCACAACCAGAAAACAAACAACGAAAAAACCAUCACCACCACCACUACUACCAACAACUACAAUAACAACAACAACAACACCAGCACCAAUAAUAACAACGUGACUACUAUAAAACCAAUAUUGUUACGUACAAAGAGUGAACGUAGCGAACGUGUCAAAUUCGACGAUGAUGUACCCAAGUCUAGUGGUUCAAUAGUUGCAAAACCUUCAAAAAAGAAGAAUAAAACACAUAAUUAUGACAAAGAAAGCUCAAUUCUUAGUAUUUCUUUGGAGCCUCCACCACAAAUGUUGGUAAAAAAGAAAGGCAAAGCAAGUUCUAUGGUAAGUGGGCCUAAAGAAGAUAAGCCCAAAAGUAAAAAGGGCAAAACAGGCUCAGUUUUAAGUGAUUCAAUUGUGAGUAAAGAGUCAUCACUUUAUAAUACUGGGCCUAAAGAAGAUAAGCCCAAACUCAAACUUAUAGCUUUAGAGCUUGAGAACAAAGAAAAGCCCACAAAUGAAAAAAAAAUUGAUGAAAAAUCUCUCACAAAGCCCAAAGUUGAUGAGCCCAAAGAGCCCAUAACAGUUAUUGGAAAGCCCAUUCAAAAUUUUCAUGGAUAUGAGUUUGGGGGCCCAAAAGGGGUAGGACACAAUGGAAAAUUUGUAUUUGGAGGCCCAAUUAAGGGAAAUGCUCAUCAUUGGACUGACUCAGAAAUUGGGCCUUCAGCAUCCGAGGUCGCAGCGGCCGUGGCCGAAAAAAAAUACCCGUUGGAUGAUCAAAAGAGCUCAGUGUUGGAUGGUUGGAGUUUGGACGAGAGCGUUGAGGGGCUCAGGUCCAAACUCGAGAGGUGGAGGACGGAGGUACCACCAGUGUACGACCGGGGACAUGCCUCGAGCAGCUACCAUUCGACCGGUCGUCACGGGAGGAGGCAUGCACGUGGCUCGAGUGGAUUGUUUUCUUGUUUUGGUAACAUAAUGGGAUAUGAAUGCCAAUGCAUUUGUGGUAAGCCUCAAAAGAAAUAUAACACAAGGUUCUAUAGCCCAUCAGUUGGCAGCAGAUCAUUGUUUUGAAAAAAGCCCAAGCCCAGGUUAUAAUUUUUUUAAGGCCCAAGUGGAAUAA
Messenger RNA from Solanum stenotomum, 1635 nucleotides. RefSeq lists its product as uncharacterized. The record is from RefSeq and is a predicted model, not a curated record. The coding region runs from base 12 to 1586 and encodes 524 amino acids. Gene Ontology annotation, biological process: defense response. NCBI's taxonomy places the organism in Eukaryota, Viridiplantae, Streptophyta, Magnoliopsida, Solanales, Solanaceae. The transcript is spliced from 2 exons.